GAGCCAUCAUGAAUGCUAUCGCCGCAGCCGUUUUCUGCGCAAUGUCGGUGUGUGUCAUCGCCAUAGCUGUCCGCCAAGCGCAUAUCACAGUCGGCAUGGGCGGAGGAUCGCACGGAUGCAAUUGCCCCACGCUGAACGUGUUGGCUGCAAGGCAAUGUUGCGUCACGGUGGGGACCUGCUGUCUCACGGCAGGAAUGGGCAUUGGAGGUUACGGUGGACAUCUUGGCGACGCCGAAUAUGGAUACCCUGUUGCUCCCUACGCUCCCAUCGGAUUGCGCACGCGCAGGCCUGUCCUCCCUCGUGCCCCGUUGGUUCACGGUGGCCUGCAGCUCAACAUUGACGCUGGGCUGGGAUGAUUGGAA
This is a messenger RNA of Dermacentor andersoni, 362 nucleotides long. Lineage: Eukaryota; Metazoa; Arthropoda; Arachnida; Ixodida; Ixodidae. The record is from RefSeq and is a predicted model, not a curated record.